AUGGCAGAUUUCACAGAUUACGGGAUCCCGAGCACUGAGUGGGUCGCCAUUGCAGCGGAUCUCCCUUCCUUCGACAAGAGUGUUUCUCUCGAGAGCCUCAAGGCCAGCACGAAUCGCGGGAGAGAAGAAGCUGCUCGUAAGGACCUUGCACCGAUCGCUUCACAAGUGGUGCUCACGAACCACACCAUCCCUGCUCGAGACGGUCAUGCCAUUGAAGCCCGGACCUACCGACCAUCGUCGGCGCCCGCAGAGAUUCAAUUGCCCGUGUACAUUCACUUUCACGGCGGAGGAUUCUUCUUCGGCACGCUCGACUCGGAGGACGCCAUCUGCGCGCGGAUAGCCAUCAACACGGGGGUGGCGGUCUUGAACGUCAACUACCGCCACACACCAGAGUAUGGCUAUCCCACGGCCUGGAACGACGCCGAAGACGCCCUGGACUGGACCAAGGCGCACGCGGCGGAGAUUGGUGUCCGACCAGACCGCAUCGUCGUCGGCGGGAUAUCGGCCGGAGCGUGGCUUUCCGCGGCGCUCACCAUGAAGCGGUCUGGAGCUCAAAGUCGAAGUCAAGCCCUCGGCGGCGAGCGUGUCGACAUCGUUGGACAGGUCCUCAUGAUCCCUGCGCUCGCGUACGCAGGCCAACAGUGCGACCACGGGUCUCGAACGGCAUUGCUGAAGAGUCCCGAGGUGUCCUCGUACAAGCAGAACGAGUUCGCGCCCAUCUUGCCCGUGGAGCGGAUCAACCAGUUCAAUUCUCUCUUGAGGGUCGCGGAUCCCGACCCCGAGGAUCGAAGGCUCAACCCGGGUAAUGCGCGCCCGGAGGAGGUGAAACUUCUCCCGCCGACCACGCUCGGCGUCGCAGGCCAUGAUCCGCUGAGGGACGAGGGGCUGCUGUUUGGAAAGAUGUUGGCCGACAACGGCGUGCCUACGAACAUCCACGUCUUCAAGGGAGUGCCUCAUGGCUUUCGACGGUUUGGAGACAAGCUCUCGGCGUCGGCGGCGUGGGACCAGGUCAUGGAGGAGGGCAUCGCAUGGAGUCUGAGCAGGCCAUCGGCGUCUGGAGUCUUCAAUGUCCAAGAGCAUUGA
This is a messenger RNA of Exophiala spinifera, 1083 nucleotides long. RefSeq lists its product as uncharacterized. The record is from RefSeq and is a predicted model, not a curated record. NCBI's taxonomy places the organism in Eukaryota, Fungi, Ascomycota, Eurotiomycetes, Chaetothyriales, Herpotrichiellaceae. Gene Ontology annotation, molecular function: hydrolase activity. The transcript has 2 exons. Bases 1 to 1083 code for a protein of 360 amino acids.